AUGCACGAACAGGUUAACAAUAAAUCUUUUAUACAAGUCGGUAUUUGUUUUAUUUUCUAUUUCAGGCACAAUGUAACGUUCAAGACGGUCGUUGGUGAAAGCAAUUCUGUUCAACCUGAUAUGAUAGCAUCUUGGUUUGAAACCACUUUACCAACAUUAUUAACUAACUACAAACUAGAAGAUAUUUACAAUGCCGACGAAUUCGGUCUCUUCUACCAAUGCUUGCCAAAUAAAACGUAUCACUACAAAUCCGAAAAAUGCUCUGGGGGUAAAAAUAGCAAAGUCCGAAUUACCGGGCUUGCAGCUGCCAAUGCUGUCGGAGAUAAACUACCAAUGUUUGUGAUUGGUAAAUCGAAGAAACCAAGGUGCUUCAAAAAUGUAACAUCCCUACCCUGCAGGUACAGAGCGCAGAAGAAGAGUUGGAUGGACAGCUCUCUUUUUGAAGAGUGGGUGCGAGAAAUCAAUGCAAUGUUUCUAAAAAAAGGUCGAAAGAUAGUCUUGAUCAUCGAUAAUUGUCCCGCUCACCCUGAUGUCGGUAGACUGUCCAACAUUAAAUUGAUUUUCUUACCUCCAAAUACAACUUCCGUGUCACAACCGAUGGACCAAGGUGUCAUAAGAUGUCUUAAGUCUCUUUAUCGCCAAAAAUUGGUCAACAUGAUGAUUCAAAACCUAGAAAAAGGCAAAGAUCUUUCAAAAGUUUCAAUUCUGCGUGCUCUUCAAAUACUUGUUUCGUCGUGGGACAAAGUGAAGAAAGAAACCAUCGUAAAUUGCUUCAAGAAAUCAAAGAUUUCCAAGAAAGCUCAACAGAAUGCAACUGAUGAUAUUGAUGAUCCAUUUAAACAACUGGAGAAAGAUCUCACACAACUGCGUGCCAUUGACGAUACCAUUAUUCCUGCUGAUCUCUCGGCCCGUGAUGUUGUCGAUAUUGACCAAGAUUUGACCACAAUCGAAAAUCCCGUGACUGAUGAAGAAAUCCUUGAAUCGGUACGGCCAAGUACAGAUGAGAAUGACGAGGAGCAUGAUGAAAAUGCCGAUGUCAUCGAGCUGUUUGAUGAGCCAGUGAGCAAGCCAACAAAAUCAGAAAUAAACACUGCAGUGGAGACUUUACAAAAUGCUUGUCUAUUCACUGAUGAUGGAAAUGACAUGCAACGCCUCCUGCUUUGCUUUGAAGAUUUGUUUCUUAAAAGUGAAAUGAAAAACAAGAAGCAAACUAGUAUUUUGAGCUUUUUCGAUCAAAAAUAA
Hydractinia symbiolongicarpus is the source of this 1242-nucleotide messenger RNA. Its product is annotated as tigger transposable element-derived protein 6-like. Gene Ontology annotation, cellular component: nucleus. The record is from RefSeq and is a predicted model, not a curated record. The transcript has a single exon. Gene Ontology annotation, molecular function: DNA binding. The coding region runs from base 1 to 1242 and encodes 413 amino acids. NCBI's taxonomy places the organism in Eukaryota, Metazoa, Cnidaria, Hydrozoa, Anthoathecata, Hydractiniidae.